GGGCCGGGCACAGAGUCACCCCCAGGCUGACCCGGGUGCCUCAGUGAGCAGCAGCAAACACAAACACUCACUGCAAGUCACCCAGAGCCCAGCAGGGCAUCCCUGAGCCCCCCGAGCUCCAUCCCUGUGCCUGAGCCCUCCUUCAGCUGGCACCGGGGCAGAGCAGCCCCAGGGGACCCGGCUGCCUCUCCCCUCCUCAGGAUCAUCCAGCUGCUGAACCCCUGGGCCAGGCACUGCCUCAGGCUGCACAUCUGUGCAGAUGUUUCUUCUUCAUGGAAAGGGAGCUCAGGGCUUGGAACUGCCCAGGGAGGUUUGGGGUCCCCAUCCCUGCAGGUGGCACCUGGAGGGUGACAAGUGGGUAUGGGGACAGCUGGCACUAAGGGGCUGGGAGGGCUUUUCCAGCUCAGGGAUUUGGGGAUUCUGUGGGAUCCCAGUAACCCCAGUAACCCUAGCUCUCCUCAUGCCCUGUAAGCCUACCCUGCAGCAGGUGGCUUUCCCUGGGCUGUAACAUCUCCUUGCCAGCCUUGCCUGACCUUUGCCAAGGGGCUCUUUGAGACAGGAGCUCCCUCAGGGCUGCAGGGCCUUGCUGUGGUUUUAGCAGUGUCAUCCUGAAGUCAGUGAAACUCCUGCAGAGCUGAUGGGGAAGCAGAGGGAGAACCCAAACCCUGGCAGGUCCUGCAAGGAGAGAAGGAGAAAUGGUUGCAAAUAGAGGGAGAACCCAAACCCUGGCAGGUCCUGCAAGGAGAGAAGGAGAAAUGGUUGCAAAUAGAGGGAGAACCCAAACCCUGGCAGGUCCUGCAAGGAGAGAAGGAGAAAUGGUUGCAAAUAGAGGGAGAACCCAAACCCUGGCAGGUCCUGCAAGGAGAGAAGGACAAACGGGUGCAAACAGGGAGAACCCGAGAGCCCAAGGCUGCGUGCCCUGCCUCAGGGGUUGGCACUGCCCAAGGGGCACCAGGCACCCCUUCCAGCGCUGUGCUGGGACUGCACAGAGAUAAUGUCACCCUGCAGCACGGCUGGAAAUCAGGGACGGUGACGGGGGUGGCCAGGCCCAGAGCUGGGUCUGGGCACCUUGCCCUGGGCCCCACCCUGGGCCGUGUGUGUCCCCUCCCUGGGCCGUGUCCCCUCCCGGGGAGCAGCGUGGGGCCCCCGGGGGUGCAGCCAAUGGAGGGGUGCAGAGGGCAGAGGAGGGGCCGGGCUCAGGGGAUAAAAGCGGGGCUGGCCACGGCUGCCCAGCGUGCAACCCUUCGGGAGCAAGAGCCAGCGUUCCUCCGAGCCAGGCGAGCCUCCAGCCGACACCAUGGUGCAGUGGACAGCCGAGGAGAAGCAGCUCAUCACCGGCCUCUGGGGCAAGGUCAACGUGGCCGAGUGCGGCGGCGAGGCCCUGGCCAGGCUGCUGAUCGUCUACCCCUGGACCCAGAGGUUCUUCGCCUCCUUCGGGAACCUGUCCAGCGCCACGGCCGUGCUUGGCAACCCCAAGGUGCAGGCCCAUGGCAAGAAGGUGCUGACCUCCUUCGGGGAGGCCGUCAAGAACCUGGACAGCAUCAAGGGCACCUUCGCCCAGCUGUCCGAGCUGCACUGCGACAAGCUGCACGUGGACCCCGAGAACUUCAGGCUCCUGGGUGACAUCCUGGUGGUGGUCCUGGCCGCCCACUUCGGCAAGGACUUCACUCCCGACUGCCAGGCCGCGUGGCAGAAGCUGGUGCGUGUGGUGGCCCACGCGCUGGCCCGCAAGUACCACUGAGAGCCCGGGGCGGCAGCGCCUGCCCCUGAGCCAGCGCUUCUGACAGCAAAUAAAGCUCGUCCUGUCAACUCUGCUGCCUCUGAGUGUCCCUGAGGGCAGGGGGGACGGGCUGCGGCGCCAGCGUGGGCACAGAACGCACCUGCCUGUGCUCUGGGGCUUUGGGGGGGUUUGCCUCUGGAAAUUGGGUUUUUGGGAUUUUGGGGGGAUAAAGUCCUGCCACCCCACACUCUGCACGGAGGAGCCACUCAGAGUUUCACUGUGAAACCUGGUGUCUCUCCUAGACAAGGGGAAUCGAGAGCGUCCGUGUUUUUCUGGGGAGGAGGAUAAACAAAUUGAAGACUUUAAUCUACCCUGGCUCAUCCCUGGCAUGAAACCUCCCCAGAACCAGCUGAGUCACCCAGGCCCAGAGCCAGCUGGGUGGGGGCAGCUCUUAGAUAAACAUUUGCUAUCAAGGAC
Oenanthe melanoleuca is the source of this 2197-nucleotide messenger RNA. RefSeq names its product hemoglobin subunit beta. Lineage: Eukaryota; Metazoa; Chordata; Aves; Passeriformes; Muscicapidae. Gene Ontology annotation, cellular component: hemoglobin complex; haptoglobin-hemoglobin complex; blood microparticle. Bases 1298 to 1741 code for a protein of 147 amino acids. Gene Ontology annotation, biological process: hydrogen peroxide catabolic process; oxygen transport. Gene Ontology annotation, molecular function: peroxidase activity; oxygen carrier activity; organic acid binding. The transcript is spliced from 4 exons. The record is from RefSeq and is a predicted model, not a curated record.